Pyricularia grisea is the source of this 1266-nucleotide messenger RNA. RefSeq lists its product as uncharacterized. Gene Ontology annotation, cellular component: ribose phosphate diphosphokinase complex; cytoplasm. The coding region runs from base 146 to 385 and encodes 79 amino acids. Gene Ontology annotation, biological process: 5-phosphoribose 1-diphosphate biosynthetic process; purine nucleotide biosynthetic process. Gene Ontology annotation, molecular function: magnesium ion binding; ribose phosphate diphosphokinase activity. The record is from RefSeq and is a predicted model, not a curated record. NCBI's taxonomy places the organism in Eukaryota, Fungi, Ascomycota, Sordariomycetes, Magnaporthales, Pyriculariaceae. The transcript has 12 exons.
UUUACAUGCACAACAUACCUUGCCUAAUACUUUGCUUUGUGUAGAUUUUUCCUGUCGCAACUCUAUCUUGCAGACACCUCGCCUACUGCUGAUCCUGGCCAGAAUAGCUUGUAACAAGUGCGACGUCUCUUGAGCGGCCAACAUCAUGUCUUCGACGUCAAAUUCGAUCAAGCUGCUUAGCGGCAAUUCUCAGCUUGGUAUCGAGAUUGCAAAGACCUUGAGCUUGAACUACUCGAAUCAAGAGACAAGUGUCACUGUGGGCGAGUCUGUUCGCGACGAAGAUGUGUUCAUCAUUCAGUCAACCAUGCCCGGUGACAUAAACGAUGCUCGCCAAGAUAAGAAGGAUAGGUCACGAGCCCCUAUCUCGGCCAAGCUUAUCGCGUGAGUUUAUACAAACGGCUGGCUGCAAUCAUGUCAUCACGAUGGACUUGCACGCGUCCCAAAUCCAGGGAUUCUUCAACAUCCCUGUGGAUAACCUAUACGCUGAACCCUCUGUACUGCGUUGGAUCAGGGAAAACCUGCCCGUCGAGAAAUGUGUCAUCGUCUCGCCUGACGCUGGUGGAGCAAAGCGAGCGACUUCCAUUGCGGACCGUCUAGACCUCGGUUUCGCCCUCAUUCACAAGGAGCGUCCACGACCCAACGUUGUGGGGCGCAUGGUUCUUGUUGGUGAUGUCAAGGACAAAAUUGCCAUCCUGGUCGACGACAUGGCCGACACGUGCGGCACUCUGAGCAAGGCAGCGCAGACUGUAAAGGACCACGGAGCAGCAGAGGUGGUUGCAAUUGUAACCCGUAAUUUUGAGCGGAAACGCCAUUGAGAACCUCAACAACUCGUGCCUGUCCAAGGUCGUCGUUACAAACACUGUACCACUGGGCAACAAAGUUGACAGGUGCCCGAAGAUUCGUGUCAUUGAUGUCUCAGCAACCAUUGCAGAGGCUAUCCGGCGUACACACAAUGGAGAAAGUGUCAGCCAUUUAUUCACUCAUGUGCCUGUCUGAAGUGCCAAAAAGUCUAGGCAGGAUGUUUGACCUUCCUAGGUACUAUGAAUUAUGAGUAUUUGACUCUAUGUGCGGAAGAACUCCUCUAAAUUUUGACAGGCUACGAUGUAGCUUAAAGAUAGUGCCCACAGCCGGCAGAGGAUGGAUGCGAAAUAAGCAGUUGGAUCACAAGAUACCUUGCAUACCUAUAUUUCUUUCAUGACGCACGUUCCCAGUAUGAAAAGCCUGGCCGAGUUUGCCUCAAAGUUUAAGGGGCCACUUAUAAAGAAG